AUGUCUGUCAGCACAGAACCAAUCGAGCUUGGCGCUCUAUCGACCGUCGAAGAAGAACACCAUGAAAACUCUCAUCAAUCACUGCCUGCUCCAGAUGGAGGGUCGGAAGCAUGGAAGUUUUUGAUUGGUACUUUCGUGGUUGAAGCAAUCCUCUGGGGUUUCCCGUUGUCCUAUGGCGUGUUUCAAGAGUUCUAUUCCCAACACCCCAACUUCAAAGACGAUCCCAAUAUUGCUGUUAUUGGUACCGUCGCAACCAGCAUCUACUUUCUGGGUGGUUUCGUCGCAACACCGCUGGUAGCUCGAUACCAAGCAUGGCAACGACACAUGAUAGUUGUCGGGUGGCUUGGUUGUGUCUUAUCACUAGUCGCAGCGUCUUUCGCCACGACGGUCCCCGCACUCAUCGCUACCCAAGGGGUCGCGUACGGCUUCGCCUUUCUCUUGGCUUACUACCCGGUCCUGCGCAUGUUGAAUGAGUGGUUCGUCCAGCGACGAGGCUUCGCUUUCGGCAUCAUGUCUGCCGGCGCAGGUUGCAGUGGCGUCGGCUUCCCAUUUCUCUUGGAGGUUCUCCUGUCCAAGUACGGUUACCAAACAACGCUCCGCGGUAUAGCUGUCGGGGUUUUCGUCACCGUACUACCCGUAAUCCCACUUCUCAAAGGACGACUGCCGGUCUCGGGCCAUGGAGCGCUUCGGAAGAUGGAUAUCCGAUUCUUCCGACAGCCUCUCUUCUACUGCUUUGCCCUCGCCAACUUCUUGCAAGGCCUCGGAUAUUACGUCCCUUCGCUUUAUCUACCAACCUACGCAACGUCGCUAGGACUGUCUGGUACAGCGGGCGCGAUGAUACUCGCUGCGAGUAACCUCGCCAUGGUUUUCGGACAACUCGGGCUCGGCUAUUUGUCCGACCGCGUCAACAACGUUCUUGUCCUUGUCUUCGCGUCGUCGUUUCUAUCGGCCAUCGCCAGCUUCUUCCUCUGGGGCUACGCGGGAUCUUUGGCUCCUCUACUCGCCUAUGCAUUGGUCUACGGUGUGGCAUCUGGCGGUUUCCCCUGCCUCUGGCAGAAGUUCGGCUCUGUGCUUUCGGAGGAUCCUGCACCUGUCUACAGCUUCAUGGCGUUUGGGAAAGGCAUCGGAAACAUCCUGAUCGGGCCGAUUAGUACUUCCUUGAUCAACGGCCCUGUUCGCUCUGGGUAUGGCCAGGGGAGAUUUGAAGGUCUGAUCAUCUAUCUCGGUUCGAUGAUGUUGGGGUCUUCCCUGGGAAUAUUGGGGUGGUCUUUGAGGCCAGGAAGAAACUAG
This is a messenger RNA of Colletotrichum karsti, 1290 nucleotides long. Its product is annotated as MFS monocarboxylate. Gene Ontology annotation, molecular function: transmembrane transporter activity. Bases 1 to 1290 code for a protein of 429 amino acids. Gene Ontology annotation, biological process: transmembrane transport. The record is from RefSeq and is a predicted model, not a curated record. Gene Ontology annotation, cellular component: fungal-type vacuole membrane. The transcript is spliced from 2 exons. Lineage: Eukaryota; Fungi; Ascomycota; Sordariomycetes; Glomerellales; Glomerellaceae.